Molecule: messenger RNA, 4113 nt
Organism: Haliotis rufescens (red abalone)
Lineage: Eukaryota; Metazoa; Mollusca; Gastropoda; Lepetellida; Haliotidae
Product: cytochrome P450 2J3-like
Exons: 8
Coding region: 902-2467 (521 amino acids)
Molecular function (GO): oxidoreductase activity, acting on paired donors, with incorporation or reduction of molecular oxygen; iron ion binding; heme binding
Source: RefSeq, a predicted model, not a curated record
GGGUCAGUAUCUGUACAUCCUCAUCCCAGUCAACAAGAUGAAACACCAAAUAUAAAGAACAUGAAGAAAAAGAAAGGAGUUUAGUUUCCUGUGAAUGUUACAAUAAUAUCACAAGAUAUCAUGUAUAAGAACAUAGGAGUAUGUAUACAUAUAGCACUUUCACACUAGUACAGUACUCCUUUGGUCAAGGUGGAAAUUUGCAAUACUCAGAAAAACAAAAAGUAAUUCACUUCUCUAUUUUCUAAAAAUACAUUAAAGAGAAACUUAAGCGGUUAUGCAUUUCUGCUGUAUCUGUAUGUCCUAGUUGACCUACAUUUUCACCUUGUCCCAUCUACAGGACAUGUUUACCUUUCACCUUUUCCACAAAUGAAGUCAAUCAAUGAGGAUAUCAGUUGGUUACGGAGACCUUCCUUGUAUGAUGUUCAGUUCACUGCCUCACACAGAGAAAGUUUAAAUAAUGUGCCUCUCAAUAAUAUCAACAACAACAUGAUCCCAUACUUUCACCUUCAAAAAUAUCAACUUUUUUCAAAAGGCUGCACAUACUUAUUCAAAUAUCCUUAUUAUGCAACAGCUUUCAUAAAUAUUGUAAAAGUGAAUACUCCUAACAUGAUAUCUUAAACAUGUCAAGAAAUAUUUUCUGUAUGACAAUGGCAAAGGGUUUGUGACUUACAACACACAAUGUCCACAUUGAUUGGUCGCUGUUGAACCUUCACCUUGUGUUGACAUUGAUAAAAUAUGGACUAAGGCAUGUGCUCAUUACUGCAUAGUAUAAAGAGUUCCACCAACCAAUAAGAGCCAAGGAUCCUGCAUCCCAACCACUGAACCUUUAUAAAUAAGUGGGACUAUCGGUUACCCUAAUACACAGUCGGGUAUAAACACAAGCAGCAGUGCAUCUUUAAAAAUGGGCAUUUUGUUUGCUUUUCUUGACAUGAGCACCAACAAGUGGACAUUGGCAGUGGUGGUCAUCAUUGUUUUUGCAUUCCUUCUGACCUUUCUCAAUGACAUCUACACCAUUUACAUCAAGGGACUUCCCCCUGGACCCUGGUCACUUCCCAUUGUCGGGGGACUCUACAUGCUUAGUCCAAGGCAGCCUCACAUCAGCAUGGAGAAGUUCAUUCAGAAAUAUGGCAAGAUAUUCACCGUUCAGUUUGGCUUCAUUGGCCCAACUGUGUUCAUCUGUGACCCUGACCUCCCCUACAAGGUUUACUCCCAACAUCUGCCCGACCGACCUCCGCUCCCUGUGUUCAAGUACCUGAACGGCAGUGACGAAGGUAUAGGGUCCAUCCAAUACAGCCACAGUCACAAGCAGCUCCGGAGGAUGUGCCUUCAGGCCAUGAACAGCAUAGGCAUGGCAUCCACACAACAACACACGAACAAAGCCUUCAAAAUAUUUUUCCAAAAUGUGACCACAGGACAUCCAGUUGACCCAACCGUUGACAUCAGGAAGAUGUGCACAGCACUGUUUGCUUCCUACAUCUACGGCCUCUCCUACAAGACAUUUGACGACCCAGUGCUGACUCAGCUUCAACACAACCAACAAGUGACAGUUUCAGUUCUUUUCCCUGCACAUCCAUUCAACAUCCUGCCCUGGACAAUCCAUGUUCCUUGUAAGUGGGCAAAGCAACUCAAAACUGCAGUCAAGGAGCGGAAUGCGACACUGCAGACGCAGUACAGGCUUCUAGACAAUCCAUGCAGGGACCUCAACAUUCAUCACGCAGUGCUGGGUAAGAUGGCUGCCAUGAGACUCAAGGAUCCAAACAAGCCAAGCACAGAGGCAAUCAAGAUGUCCUGCUGGACACAGGAAGUAGCAGGGAUGAUUACUACCUUCAACACAAUGCAGUGGCUGAUGCUGUACCUGGCUGUUCAUUCUGAUGUGCAAGAUCGAGCCCUGGCUCUCAUCAACACAGUCGUUCCUGCUCACAGGCUGCCCACCCUAGCAGACAAACCACACCUACCAUACAUAGAGGCAAUAGUGAUGGAAGUGCUACGGAUCGCUCCCCCGGUGCCACUAGGAAUACCCCACACCUCUCUACAACACACAGUCAAAGUUGGCUCCUACACAUUGCCAAAAGGUACUAUGGUGUUAUGUAACAUCUGGCAUAUCCAUCAUAAUGACAAAUACUGGAAGGAACCAAACACUUUCCAGCCAGAGAGAUUCAUUGACAAUAAUGGAAAGUGCAUUCCUCAACAUAAACUGAAACAUUUCCUACCAUUUGGGCAUGGGAAAAGAUCUUGUGUUGGUGAAAAGUUUGCCCAAAAUAUUCUCUUCUUGUUCACAUGUGCACUGCUGAAAUGCACAGACUUAACAAUUGAAGAUUCUGAGAUUCAAGACAUGAAUGGCUUUGUUACACUUGGCCUUGAGCCAUUCCCACACAAACUUCAUAUCAGCCUAAGCAAACAUGUUGACUUGAAUGAACUGUUUCCAGAAAACAAUUCAACAAGUUCAUCUGACAAAAAAAACAACUGAUCAACAUGAUCAGGUUGAAGAAAAGGACAUUUCCUGAUAUGGUAGAACUAUGCUCAAAAGCAACAAUAUUUUCUAAUGACUUGAGUCUAUAAUCAUGAUAAUGGAAACAUAAUAUGAUAUAAAUCAUAUACACUACUGGCAAACAAUAAACUGAAACAUUUACAUGGUGUAUUGUAUAACCAUCUGUAAGCCAAUACAGUAUCAACUAGAAUAUUGUAGAGGGUCAACAGUAUUGAAAAUUAAGAAAGAAUGAAAGUCAGUGGGUCCUAUUCAUACUCACAAUCCAAAAUCUUAAGAUUUAGCAUGGUUAAGAAUCAUUGAUCACAAUAUGGUAGCAUUAAACUUCAUGGUACCCCUUAAUUUCUGAAAGCAGAUGAAUGAAGAGUUGAAGUCCAAUUACUUUGUUGGUGACAGGAAAAUUAACUAUUUACUGUAAGAGUGAAUGUGUGUUGGGCAUAACUCACUUUCAACAAUAUUGUUAGUUAUAUAACAGCAUGUCAGCUUAAUGUUGGAGGAAAGACCAAAGAAUGUAGGUCUACUCUCUUUACAAUGUUUAUCCCUUGGAUGAAAUCCAUGAGCACAGGAAUGAUGCUAACAAACCAAGGCCUGCAAUCUGGUACUACAGGGGAAUCUGGGUAUUCGAAACCCUUGAUUCAGGAUCAUGGCAUGCUUAUAAUAAAGGGAUGCAACUCUGCCAGUGAACAAGGUGAAUUGCAAUUGCCUGUGACAACAAUGUAGCCAUCUUGCAAUCGCUUAUCCCUUACCUCAAGAAAUUAAUUCAAACAUUUUCCUUUACAUUUCAAACAUUGGCACUACAAUGAACACCUUUUUAUAACCAGAUAGUAUAAAAAUGGGAUUAAAUUGCAUACUUCAGUUCGGAUUGAUCAUGCAGUGAUCAGCUGAUAAUGGUUUUUUUUGAAACCGGGAAAACAUUGUGUCAUUGAAAAACUUGAGUUUAUCAAUAAUGUAAGUAAAUUUUGGGAGGCAUGCUUUACCACGUGAUAUAACCGAGUUAGCGCUAUAUUGAAGAGCACAAUAGCAAGGGAACAUUGUAUGAUUACCAUCUUAAUGUCAACAAACGUCAACAUGAUAAGCGAUAAAGAAUUAUUAUCACUUUUAAGCUCCUAAGAAAUGAGAAAUGUUGGUACCCAGGAAUGACUCCAAUGAGCAUAAGUUUCUCACUGGUGUAUGAGUCAAAACAGUCACACAUCAAAACAGUCAAAACAUACAAAAAGUCAUGAUGACGAAUUGCCCAUGUAUUUUAUUUGUUUGUAUAUAUUUGAAGUUUAUACAAUUAGAACCAGAAUAGAGGAGAUCCAAACAAGCAAUGUGUAUUUAAAUAAUCCGUUCUUCUUGUUAUUUUUUAUGAUUUUGAGAUAAGUGUUUUUUAAGCAUGUUAAGUAGUGAAACCAGCUACAUCAAAGGAAUUAUUGUUUUACAGUAAAUUGUAACGAACAGACUGAUAUUACGAACUUAUUUCAUAGUCCCAGCCAAUUGAUGUAUAUAUGCUGUACAUAUGCUUAUAACCAUGAUAAUGAACUGUUAUUAUUAGUUCAUAAUAACCGUAGGUUACUGUAGUUCAUCAAAGAUGUAACUAAUUUGAAUCAGCGUCUUGCAUCCUUAUGAAAUAAAUGUCUUGUACGGCU